CACACUUUUCGAAUCAGAAAUAUGCAAAUAGGGAGUUCAUCUUGCAACAUACACAUACACAUACAUAUUUAUAUUUGCAUAUUUAAAUACGUACCUAUAAUAAAAAGGGAUUUGCAGUAGAAAAUUUGCAUAUCGUAGAAAAUUAUUAUAUUCAUCGUAUUUCAAAUUUUGCAAAUAAAUAGUCUGGGCAAUAUUUUUUGGUUAUUCCGACAAGAUAGGUACCAACCUAUCCUGCUUUUAAUUCAUAUUAUGACACUUAUAAAAGAGCGGUCUAAUGAUAUGUAGAACUCCGUAGUGCAUUUUGUACUUCUCCAAGAUCUCGAGUAAAAUCAACUAAUAGCCUGAAUAAGUACAUAUAUUGGAAUUUCAAAUUAGGAGAGAAUAUGAGCUAUUUUAAAUUGAGCAAUUACAAGUUAUCGGCACUACAUACAACUUGCAUGCUUUUUUAGUAGGUAUGCGUAUGUAAAUUGUACAUGUACAUACACCAUUCUAGUGCAUGGAAGCACAUGUCUCCUCUUAUCAUCUACUCUGGAAUUCCGACCGAAGGGGUCUAAAAGGAUUUUAAAUAAUAAAAAAAGGUUGUCAUUCCUCUUUCCUAUUUAUAUAUUCAGCAUAAUCUCAUUCUUCUCAUGCACGGAGUUUCGUAUGCCUACGCACAUACUUACACAAUUGGUUAAUAUCUACCGCAAAAUACUUGUUUCGUCUUCAAGUAGAUUUACAUGCAAAUUUACACUUUUUUUCACUAAAACAGCUUUUGCAUCGUGUGGAAAUUUUACAACACAUCCAUACUCUGUCACAACAGUCAGUUUUUGGAAUAUCGAGAUUUCAAAUCCAAUUUGAAAAGUGAAAAGACACGAUGCUGGUCGUCCUCGUCUUUUUCGUCACCUUCUUCCUCCUCGUCUGCGUCAUGCUCCGUCGGAACGCUCUCAAGGACCGAGCCCACUUUGAGAAUCAGGACCUCCUCUACCUCGGGAACAGGAACUACAGCCUCCUCUACGAAACCCUCAUGGGCAUCACCAUCGAGGCCACGCAGGAACGAUGGUACACCCAAAUGGUCACAAAAGGCCAGAAAAUCGCCGGAUCCAAAGAAUUCGGUACAAAUGUUAUUAACAUCAACGACCCCGAGCUAAUCAAGCACAUCACGAUUAAAGACUUUGACCACUUUAUCGACCGGCGUGAGUUUGAAAUGCCCAAGGAGGAGAUUCUCUUUGGGAAAAUGCUCUUCUCUCUGAAGGGACAAACUUGGAGAAAUUUCAGAACCACCAUAUCACCAGCUUUCACCUCUAGCAAAGUGAAACGUCUCUACCCUCUUUUCAUGAAGUCUGGUCACUCCAUGAUCAAAUAUCUGACCGCUUUUUCCGGCCAGGAGAUCAAUUUUACCAAUGUAAUCCCCAAAUUCACCAUCGACGUGAUUUCUACCGCCGUGUGCGGCAUUGAGAGCAACAGCUUCGAGCUGGACGAGCCUUCCAUGGUGGAGCAAAUGUCGCGCAGGAUGGAGCUGGCCUUUGGGGGGGUGCAAGUCCUCAAACUGCUCCUGGUCAUGUGCUUCCCCGCAGUGGGGAACUUAUUCAAAAUGUCGUUCUUCGACAAGGAGGCGGAGCACUUUUUCAUGCACGCCAUCACACAAACGAUCCGGGCGCGAGAGGCCAACCCUGGGGGGAAGCAGGACGACUUCGUCCAACUCAUGCUCGAAGGCAGGAAAGGUCUCGACAAAAAGAAGGAGGACGGUGAGGAAAAUGGUGGUGGUUCAAAAUCCGUCGUGUUCUUGGACGAUGUUCAUAUCGUGGCGAAUUGUGUCCUUUUCAUCCUUGCGGGACAUGCCACGACGCACAUCGGGAUAGUUUUCGCUCUCUAUGCGCUAGCCACACAUCCCGAAAUUCAGGACAGAUUGCGACGGGAAAUUGAAGAUGGUCUGAAGAAGGAAGGUGUUAAAACGGAUGAAGGAGAAUUCCUAUCCUACGACGGCCUCCACGCCUUGAAAUACAUGGACAUGGUCAUCAACGAAACGCUGCGCCUGUACCCACCAACGACGGCUUUUGACCGUGGGUGUUGCAAGGCCUACACAAUUCCUGGGACGAACUUCACCCUGCGGAAAGGGCAGGGCGUCUUGUUCCCCGUUUUUAGCCUCCACAGGGACCCACGAUUCUGGCCAAAUCCCUUGAAAUUUGACCCAGAAAGAUUUUCGGAGGAGAACAAGCACACAAUAAAUCCAUACGCGUACAUUCCGUUCGGGGCUGGAAAUCGACAAUGCAUUGGGAUGAGGUUCGCCUCGAGCGAGGUCAAGCUAGGGGUUGCAAUGCUGGUCUAUCAUUUUAACUUGGAACCAUCAGCAAACACGACGAUCCCGAUGAAAUUUGCGAAUGCGAACACGUUAAAACCGAAAUAUGGAAUGAAGAUUAAAAUUAGCAGGAUCCCACGGUCUUAAAUUUAUGAAAAUUGAGGCUUUAUGUGAAUUUUUAUUCACAACGUUGAACCAGUUCUGUAUAAAUAAUCACAUGAACGUCCUUACGAGUGACCGACUAAACUCUGAAGCUAAUAAUACUUGUUAAAUAUGCUAAGGAAAAUCAGACAACAAAUGUCGGUAGUAUAAAUUCGCUAUUAUAAAAUGCAUAAUAUUUUCUUAAAGGUUUUAAACUGGCACGGUUCUUGAGCCAGUUACACCAGUGCUAGUGAAUAAAAAAUAUGUAAAAAAGUGUGCGUGUUUUAACAGCGUGUGUUAACAAGCCAAAAAUAUAAACGACAUUCAUACAUACACCACAGGCAUUCCUGUAUAAUUGUCAUUCUACUCCAAAACUAAGUAUGUAUGCAGAUUUUGACAUGAUAUUAAAUUAAAUCGCCUUUUUAACAAA
This is a messenger RNA of Folsomia candida, 2849 nucleotides long. Its product is annotated as cytochrome P450 9e2. The transcript is spliced from 6 exons. Bases 857 to 2425 code for a protein of 522 amino acids. Gene Ontology annotation, molecular function: iron ion binding; oxidoreductase activity, acting on paired donors, with incorporation or reduction of molecular oxygen; monooxygenase activity. Lineage: Eukaryota; Metazoa; Arthropoda; Collembola; Entomobryomorpha; Isotomidae. The record is from RefSeq and is a predicted model, not a curated record.